AUCCCCGCUCUGCGGGCGCUCCGCUCCGACCUCGCCUCCCCGUACCCAGCAGCAUGGCCAGCACCGUCUCAGCCUACAAGGAGAAAAUGAAGGAGCUAUCUCUGCUCUCCCUCAUCUGCUCCUGUUUCCACACCCAGCCACAUCCCAACACCAUCUACCAGUAUGGAGAUAUGGAGGUGAAGCAGCUGGAUAAGAGGGCAUCGGGCCAGAGCUUCGAGGUGAUCCUGAAGUCUCCUUCAGAUUUGUCUCCUGAGAGCCCCAUCCUUUCCUCCCCCCCCAAGAAGAAGGACCUGUCCCUGGAGGAGCUGCAGAGGAGGCUGGAGGCUGCAGAGGAGAGGAGGAAGACCCAGGAGGCACAAGUGCUGAAGCAGCUGGCGGAGAAACGGGAGCACGAGCGGGAGGUGCUGCACAAAGCACUGGAGGAGAACAACAAUUUCAGCCGCCUGGCUGAGGAGAAGCUCAACUACAAGAUGGAGCUGAGCCGGGAGAUCCGCGAGGCGCACCUGGCUGCCCUGAGGGAGCGGCUGCGCGAGAAGGAGCUGCACGCAGCUGAAGUCCGCAGGAACAAGGAACAGCGGGAGGAGAUCUCUGGAUAAAGGGCUUUUCUACACAUCUAGCACCUGAUUCCUGUUAACAAACCGACCAACACGUUUUAUUUUGUUUGUCUAGAUGCAGCGUUUGGUUCUCCAUCCCC
Meleagris gallopavo (turkey) is the source of this 694-nucleotide messenger RNA. RefSeq names its product stathmin 3 (gene STMN3). The record is from RefSeq and is a predicted model, not a curated record. Gene Ontology annotation, biological process: neuron projection development; microtubule depolymerization; regulation of microtubule polymerization or depolymerization. NCBI's taxonomy places the organism in Eukaryota, Metazoa, Chordata, Aves, Galliformes, Phasianidae. Gene Ontology annotation, molecular function: tubulin binding. Gene Ontology annotation, cellular component: cytoplasm; neuron projection.